This is a messenger RNA of Musa acuminata AAA Group (dessert banana), 2051 nucleotides long. Its product is annotated as GATA transcription factor 20-like. The record is from RefSeq and is a predicted model, not a curated record. Gene Ontology annotation, biological process: regulation of DNA-templated transcription. The coding region runs from base 989 to 1897 and encodes 302 amino acids. Lineage: Eukaryota; Viridiplantae; Streptophyta; Magnoliopsida; Zingiberales; Musaceae. Gene Ontology annotation, molecular function: zinc ion binding; protein binding; sequence-specific DNA binding. The transcript is spliced from 7 exons.
GUAAACUGGCGCGCGAGUGCAGUCGUCGAGGUGGCAGUCCACGUGCCGGGGGGUGUGCGAAACUAGAGUGGCGGAUUUACCCGCUUCGGGUUUCGACGCGACGCCGUGUCAGGGAAGCGGUGGCUGAGAGGGCCCGACCCGUGUUCCGUUGCAUGGUCGAGGGUACACACUACAUGAUUCGGACAAAUAACUCUACGCUGUUGCCACGAUCACACGUGUGAGUUGGUUUUGUUUCGCACGAUUCGGUUGUAGUCGUCCUUCGCAUUAGAAUUUCAUUUUUCUUGCGGCUUUCAUCUGUUUAAACUUAUUAAUUAUUUUUACUACCACAACAACAAAAUAUUAUUUGACAUCAAAUUUUCUAUCAUCGAAUUCGGUUAAAAAACAUAUUUUUAAUUUAUUAUCUUUAAAUUAAUUAAAUUGAUUUCAUUUACUAAAUAAUAUUAUAGCUAAUUGGUCAUCGGAAAGUAUUUGGUUAAAACUUAUAUAAAAUUCGAGUUUAUUUGCCUCAAUCAAUUAAAUGCACAGAAAUAGCCAAUUUAUGUGCUAAAAUAAAUGGCCCACACGACCCGAAAUUUAAUUUGCAUACGGAAAAGCCGUAAACCGUCGGCCCAUCAAGCCCUAUUUUGGUGGCUAAGGUACCGUUCGAUGGCCGCAUUGUUUCGUAUUCUACGGCCCCGAUUCGAUGCCCGCAGUGGUCCCAUGCAAGGCCGACGACGUCCCCUGCUAUCAUCUUCCCUCUCUCCCUCGUUCUCGACUUGGUGCCCCAAAAUUCUAGGGUUUCUCUCGGGGACUGAGAACUCCGGGGUUCUUCCAUCCGGGUCUCCGAUGGCCUCCUAUGGAAUCCGAUCUGAACUUGUUCAUCUUCCGUGUUCCUUCUUCCGUUGGACCCGACCGAUUCCGGACAUCGUCUAGAUACCGUAACGUCUUCUUAUACAGUUUUCUCGUAUUUGAUCUCAAUCUUCUGUAGUUGAGCGAGAGGAAAGAGGGAAUGAGUGGAAAACCUAACCACAUGUCGGAUUUGAGGACGGCUGCGGCCCAUCCGCUGGCCUCAGGCACCGGGGAGGGCCACAUGAUCGCGGCUGCCGACGCCAGGGCGAUCCAGGGGUACGGGCACGAUAAGGAUAGUGGUGGCGGUUGCGACGGUAUGGAAGAGGCCGUCGACGGGGAGGGAGUGGAGGGCGACGCGCCAGCCGAUCAUGGCGAUUUGGGGAAUCCACACGCUUUGGUUGUGCCUCCGGUUGCUAGCAAUCAGCUCACCCUCUCGUUCCAUAGGGAGGUCUACGUGUUCGAUUCAGUCUCCCCUGAAAAGGUUCAAGCUGUGCUUUUGUUAUUGGGAGGACGUGAAAUUGCCACUAGCACGGCUUCGAUUGAAUCAGCUACCAACCCACUGGAUAAGCGAUUGAACUUCCCACACAGAGUUGCUUCACUGAUGAGGUUUAAAGAGAAGAGGAAAGAGCGCAAUUUUGACAAAAAGAUACGAUAUGCUGUUCGGAAAGAAGUUGCUCUCAGGAUGCAGCGGAACAGGGGUCAGUUUACAACUUCAAAAUCAAAUCCUGACGUUGCAACUUUGGGUGCCACAAAUUGUGAGGGAACCCAAUGUUGGGGUACAAUUGAAGGUCGACCACCAUCAGCUGCUCUUUGCCAUCACUGUGGCAUCAACUCAAAAUCUACACCAAUGAUGCGUCGUGGACCUGAUGGACCAAGGACCCUAUGCAAUGCUUGUGGACUUAUGUGGGCAAAUAAGGGUACAUUGAGGGACCUCUCUAAAAAUCCAUCAUUGCUAACACAAAGUGACCCUUUAGAAGGAAGUGAAAUGAAUGGAGCCUCUGCACCUGUAGCUGAGGAACUGCUGCCACAUGCUAAUGCUGCCAAUGACCAUCACUCAUCAUCCUUAUAAGAAAAAUCCUGGUUGGAAAGAUAAAUAAUAAUAGGGGAACUCUGUACUUUUUUGUGAUCUUAGAAAGUACCAUACUUUUGCCUGUAUUAUAGCUUCUGAUGUUGUUUAUCUCAUGUUGAUGAUUAAGGAAAAUUUGACAUUUGUUAUGUGCUCA